GGAAGUAUUGCUAAUACUCUUAGGAACCCGCAGCAGCCCGACAAUGUAAUAUGUGUCAUUAUUAGCAUUGUGGGGCGGCUCCGCUAAUGUUAGCUUAUGUUAGCUCUCUCAAACCCUGCUGUGCUAGUUAGAGGUACAACAUCAGGAAGAGUUCAAAGGUUAAAAAUUAGUAACUAUAACUUGUGAUAAAAUGACAGCUGUCCUACUGUAGUUAUCUCCAUAAAAGCUACUAUGAACUGUUGAUUUAACUAACACAGACUCCCAAGUUGCGAAAGUGUGUAACUGUUUGUUAAUUAAGUAAAUUAGCCAAACAAAAAGUGAAGUGUAGUGUCAGGUUUUGUAUCCCUAGCAGUUUUUAUUUUGCUUAUGUUACAUCUUAAUACGUUAAUAUUUGAGCAUAUACUGACAAUAUCUGUAGAUGAAGGGGAAUAUAAUAAGAAGACACAGUUGUUUUCCAUCUAUUUAUCUAGAGCCAUAGCAGUCCAGUGAUUAAUCAGUCUGUUGAUAUACAAAGGAAAUAAUCUGCAGCAGUUUUGGCACUGGAGUUUGUUGGAGGUUGUUGUUGCCGUGAUUCAUAAUAACUAAAUAUCUUCAAAUCCGAGGUUGUGAUUUAAACAGAACAAGACAUCUAAACAUGUAAAGUUGAUAAUAAAUCAAAGUGCUGGGAAUGGAGCCCCCGCUGCCACCUGAAGCGGUCCGGGAGCUGGUGUGCUCCUGCCUGCACAGAGACCCGGUAGCAGCAGACCUCCGGUGCAGCCUGUUUGUCGCCGCUGCACAGAACUACAAGAGGGACUCGCUGCUCAGACCCUUCCCACCGCGUUACUUAAGCGGGGACAAUAAGGACUUUGAGGAGCUGUUGGCAGAUGUGAACUCGCUGCCCGGUGUGAGAGAGCUGGUGAGACUGCGAUCUGGAGAGGGAGAUCACCAUCUGGCUCUCACACACUGGAUCCUGUCUUCAAAGAGCUUUGCUGUGAAGACGCUACAGAAAGAUGAGUACUCCAAACUUUGCAGCCUGACGGAGAAUGGAGAGAUCUCUGCUCCGGUGCCAGACUUCCUCUUCGAGCUGGAGUACUCUGACCAGAUGAACGCCAGGUUCGAGAGGACGAGAGACGGACGAGACGUCUUCUACGCAUUCCACGGGAGCCGGCUGGAGAACUUCCACUCGAUCGUUCACAACGGACUUCACUGUCAUCUCAACAAGAACUCCGUGUUCGGAGAAGGGACCUACCUCACCAGUGACCUCAGCAUGGCUGUCCUCUACAGUCCCCACAGCAGCGGCUGGAGAGACAGUAUCCUAGGGCCUCUACUCAGCUGUGUCGCCCUGUGUGAAAUCAUCGAUCAUCCAGAUGUUAAGUGCCAGGUGAAGAAAAAAGAUUCUGAAAUCAUAGACCGCCAGCGCUCACGGGCGAAGAACAGCGAAGGAGGAGAUGUACCGCAGAAAUAUUUUGUAGUCACCAACAAUCAGCUUUUACGAGUCAAGUACUUGCUUGUUUACUCUCAGAGGAGGCAUCUUUCCAGACAUUCCCGCGGCAGCUCGUGGCUCCUCCGACACCAUUUCGCCAUCAUGAUGAGCCUCUACAUUCUGCUGCUCGUAUUCAUCGGUGCCUUCAACUCCACCACCUUCACCUCCUUUUGGAACAGACUGUUCAGGUGACAGGACAACAGGACCGACGGCCUGGAUGUUUUAUUGUCCACGGUGCCUUCCGCACGGCCACACCCAGUUUUAUGCACCUUUAUACUGUAGUUGAUUUCAUUAUUUGUUCAAAUGGUUAUAAUGACUGUUAUAUCAAGAUAACACAUCUAAGUACCCGUUAUUGGGGCCCUGUUGUGUAAUGAGACCUUUGUUUUCAGAGUUAUGCAAUGAUUCCUCCUGUGAAUUGAAGGGUUUUGAUUGGAGUUUUAAAAGGAGAAGAAGGAAAAAAAGCUGCACGUUCACAAUCAUCUUGUUUGCUGUUUCUGGAGCGUGCAUCCAGAUGCUUAGUUUGGUUUUAAGAGCUAAGAACUUCUAUUACAAUAAUUUACUUUGUUAUGUUAUCUGCAUCUAUCCUUUUAUUUAAUAGUGGUGUUGCAGACAGACAUUAAGCUGACAUAUUUAGGGCUGACUAAUAUUAAUGGUUGAUUGCAGAAAUGCCAGUGAAAAGCUGAUUUGUAACAAUCUUUGUUCUCGAGUCUUUACGACGUGCAUCCUCUUAGAGGCCUCUUACGAUUUUGUCACCAAUAAAAUAGUUCUUUUAAAUGCAA
Messenger RNA from Mugil cephalus (flathead mullet), 2241 nucleotides. It is a transcript of the gene parp16, whose product is annotated as poly (ADP-ribose) polymerase family, member 16. Gene Ontology annotation, biological process: endoplasmic reticulum unfolded protein response. The transcript is spliced from 7 exons. Gene Ontology annotation, molecular function: NAD+ poly-ADP-ribosyltransferase activity; protein serine/threonine kinase activator activity; kinase binding. Lineage: Eukaryota; Metazoa; Chordata; Actinopteri; Mugiliformes; Mugilidae. The record is from RefSeq and is a predicted model, not a curated record. Gene Ontology annotation, cellular component: nuclear envelope; membrane; endoplasmic reticulum tubular network. Bases 668 to 1654 code for a protein of 328 amino acids.